UCCGCGCAUUCUCACGUGCAUAACAUCUUUAUCUUCGACUCAUUCAUACAACAUUGAACCUUAUCUAACGUGAAUAGUGCAGAGGAUGGAUUUUUACCGAAGGUGAUACUAGUGCGAGUUCGUAUAUUUCAGUUAAAAUGAGCGGAAGGGAAGGCGGAAAUGCAGUUCCGUCUUCGAGUACGGGGGGAGUGACGGGAGUGCCGCGCCGUGGUCGCUGCAAGUGGUUCAAUGUAGCGAAGGGCUGGGGGUUCAUCACGCCCGAGGAUGGGGGCCAGGAUGUCUUCGUGCAUCAGAGCGUCAUUAAAAUGCCGGGAUUCAGAUCGCUCGGUGAUGAUGAACUGGUGGAGUUUGAGUGCAAGGAGUCUGACAAAGGUCUUGAAGCAACACGGGUGUGUGGUCCGUCGUCAGUGGACUGCCAGGGUUCACAUCGGCGUCCGCUGUCCAAGAAGAGGUUCAGGAAGAUUCGAUGUUACAACUGCGGCGAGUUUGCUAACCACAUAGCGGCCAAAUGUACUUUGGGCCCGCAAGCCAAGCGAUGUCAUAACUGCAAGAGCGAAGACCAUCUUAUUGCGGACUGCCCUGUCAAGGUUGAGAAGAAGAAAGAUGAACCGCAAUCGAAGACCUCGAGCAGUUCCCAGGAAAGCCCACCUCAGUAAUUAAGGAAUCAUGCACGUUUUGAAAAACAAAAAGUAAUCAUACAAUUAUUAAUACCUUCUUAAACGUCUUAUUAAGCUUUUAAUAUCGCUUUUUAAAGCAACGAUCAAAGGU
Leptidea sinapis is the source of this 768-nucleotide messenger RNA. It is a transcript of the gene lin-28, whose product is annotated as protein lin-28 homolog. The record is from RefSeq and is a predicted model, not a curated record. NCBI's taxonomy places the organism in Eukaryota, Metazoa, Arthropoda, Insecta, Lepidoptera, Pieridae. Gene Ontology annotation, molecular function: zinc ion binding; nucleic acid binding. The coding region runs from base 138 to 656 and encodes 172 amino acids. The transcript is spliced from 5 exons.